GCAACCCUAUCCAUUCGUCCGUCCGCCCUCGCCUUCCCCAACCAGCCGCCGCAGCGGUCUCCCUCUUCCUCAGGAACCCUAGCCGCCCCCUCCCCUUGAUUCCCUUCCAACCACCGCAUCCCGGCCUCGUAGGGCCAGCGCCGCGCGUGCAGAUCCACGCUCUCGGGUGGCCGGUCGACCCGAUGGACAGCUCGGACGGCGAGGCUUUCAAUGGCGGCGGCGGGUAUCCGAACCAAGGUGCCCCCUCCCCGAGGGGCUCCGGGUUCCCGGCCGCCUUCAGCACAAUGGAUCUCAACUCCGUCAACCCGUGGCCGGACAUGAACGCCUACGGCACCUACAUCAACUCGGGCCAGGAGGUGAACUCAAUGCAGGCCCCUCCCCCCCUUCGCGUCUCACCUGAGUCGAGAGGAACAAGAUCCGGCGCCCAGGAGCCUCGCAGCGGCGGUGAAGGAGGAGGAACUGCGACGGGCGCGAGGGGCCGGACCCCCACGACUCCCCGAGUCCGCGCCCCCGGCAUCAUCGGCAGCGACAACUUCGACAGCACAUGGAACCCCCCACCGCCUCCACCCCGGGUUCCGUGGACAUCAUCAAAUUGGACCCAGAACAUGUCGAAGAGGACUUCUAUGAGAUGAUGGCAAUGUGCAUGGCAGCCGACGAUGACGAUGAGGACUUCUUCUUGUGUAUGUAUGAAUUUGCAAUGCAUGCUGACAAACAUUUGAGUAGAGCACCUUACAGGCGACCAAAAUUGUCUGGUUUGGAAUGGGUUCAUUUGAAGUUGAACAAUAGACAAUCUUGUUACAACAUGUUUAGAUUGAGCCCGGACAUGUUUUAUAGCCUGCACUCUCUACUGACACAAUCUUAUGGACUCAAAUCUAGUUCAAAAUCAACCUCGAUAGAGGCUCUAGGGAUGUUUCUUUGGAUGCUUGGGUCCCCUCAGUCAGCCAGGCAAGCUGAGGACAGAUUUGAGCGAUCUUUGGGGACAGUAAGCACCAUGUUCAGCAAAGUUUUGAAGAGUGUGCUAAGGCUUGCUGCACACAUCAUAAAGCCUGAUGAUGCACAAUUCAGCACUGUGCAUCCGAGACUUCGCAGCCGUAGGUUCUAUCCAUACUUCACUAAUUGCAUAGGGGCAAUAGAUGGAACUCAUGUACAGUGUGUGGUGUCGAAGAAUCUAUUCGUGCAGCAUUUGUGUCGGAAAGGGACGGCCACACAGAAUGUUAUGGUUGCUUGCGACUUUGACAUGAGGUUUACAUUUGUGCUUAGUGGAUGGCCCGGAUCUGUCCAUGAUAUGAGACCCUUUAAUGAUGCAAUCACAACAUAUAGCCAUGUUUUUCCACAUCCACCGCCAGGAAAAUAUUACUUAGUGGACUCGGGGUAUUGCAACCAGGUGGGAUACCUAGCUCCUUACAAGGGAACCAAGUACCAUCUGCAGGAGUAUAGGAAUGCCGGCCCGCCACAAGACGGAUAUGUGGUCUAUUUGCACUGUACCCGACCAUUGCCAUACCUGUUCGGAGCUUGGCCCUGCCGCCGGCACCGAGGCGGCUCUGUGACAGUGUGGAGCUCGCCGCCGCCGCCGCCGCCGAGCCCGCGGCCCCUGCCUCCGCCCUUUGAGCGCCCUUCUGGGGUAGCACUGGAGCCUAUCGGCUGCUGCGCCCAGCGCUCAUCUGGCGGGAUGCAUGCCGUGCACGCCCACCCUCCCAGCUCCCGUGAUCUCCAUGCCACUAGUUCCUCCGGGCCGAUCUCAAUGGCGCCGUCGCCGUCCCCAAUAGUCCCGUAUCGAGGCUAAUGCCCAAACCUCCUGAACCAGGAUGCAUCUGCCUCCUGGUUGAGCUCUGCCGGGGGCUCGUCCCCCUUAUCCUGUAUUCGUGACUCGUGACUGAGUGGAACCCCGAAGGAAAAAGGUUCGUGGUUCUUUCGAGCAAUUGGAUCGAUUAUGAUUUCACGUGAUAGGGAAAUUGGAAAAUCAAAGAAAAGAUGGCAAUGUCAUGUCUAAGGUUUGAGAAACUAGCAGCAGCAGUUUGGAGUGCAGUUAUCAAAUUGGUGUGGUUCUUAGUUACAAAAAAAAAAAGUUAAUAGAGGGGCAGUGAGCUCUGAUACAUUUCAUUGGAGAAGUCGUUAAGAACCAUUACAAAAGGGAAGUAGAGGACAGAAGAGGAUUGAAAGGAGAACCAAGCACGGAAGGUAAGCAAGGAAGUAUGUGCAGAGGCACAAGCCCAGACCGCUGUCAGCACACUGUAAUCUUGCAACAUUUUUUUCUCGAACACGCAAGAGAGCUGUGUAUCUUUGUAUUAAGAGAAAAUUUCGCAACAUAUUUAGCUCUAGUUUGCACCCACCCCGUCCAUUUCAUCCUUGAGUAGUGGUCUUAAAUCAAGCAUCCAUCAUUUUUUUUGCUUAAAUAAAAAGCCCUUCCACUAUCAGAGCACUAGAAUAAUCCAAUUCCACAUACUUACAUUUGGAAUUUCUUCAAUGAGCUAGUCGUCUAUGGCGCCUUAUAUUGAUUGAUACCGCCAAGGCACCAACUCUGCACCCUAUGCUAGUUAUCUUAUCUCUGCUCCAAGUGUUCUAUUGUAGAGUUUGAUAAACUGUUCAAUUUUUUCUUUGGUAUCACUGGAAUAGCAGUUGGGGCAGAGCUUCAUUGUGGUUAAGGUGGCAUAGCCCCCCUACCCUCCUCUGUUCGUGAAAGCAAUAGCUAAUUUCACUACUUAGAGCAAUUGCUCUAUGUAUGCAAUUCGCUCUUGUUGGCCCCUUUCAAGUCCUCGGCAAGCUCUGCCACUGUUUAUAUACAGCUCCAUUAGCCUUUUGCGCUGCUAGAAGCAGGCUGUUUUGCCAUCCCUGGUAGAGGUGGACUUUGGAUAUUGAAUUCUACGUGCUUGGAUUGAGUAUAAUAGACCAUAGCCACAUCUAAUUGAUAAUAUAUAUAAGAAACUACUAACUAGAAUUGACCAAGAUCUUUAGGCUUCAUUAUAUCAGCACUGCUAACAUGCUGUAAUUCAGCAAACCAUAGUUCAGGGAAACAGCAAGUUUGAUGCAUAUCUGAUUUUGGUCAACAUUGAAUGUUAUACUAAUGUAUACUGUGCUGUAUGCUCAUAUGCUUGCAGCCGAUGAUCUAAUCAGAAACGAUCAGGUGCAAGCAAUUAUUGGGCCUCUGACUUCAGCCGAAGCUGAGUACAUUGCUUACCUUGGGAAUCACGCACUCACUCCAAUCCUCUCACUUGCUCCAGUUUCUGCAGCAUUGGCGCCAUCAUUAACACCAUUCUUUCUGCAUACUGCACCCAUUGCCUCCUCUCAGGCCAAGUUGAUUGCUGCCAUCCUUGCUAUGUUCAAAUGGCGGACAGCCAGCUUAAUCUAUGAAGACUCAACAUAUGGAGCUGGCAUUACCCCGGAGCUUGUAUACACCCUUCAGGGUUACAACACUUGGAUUAUAGAUAGUUUAGCUUUGCCCAUUGAUGCAACUGAGAGCUACUUGGACACAUUAUUAUACUACCAGAAGGAGAAUUCCACACGGGUAUUUAUUGUGCACAUGCUUCCAGACCUUGCUGCUCGCGUCUUCCACCGGGCCAGUGUUGCCUGUUAAGGGUAUAAGAGUAAAUGAGUCAAGGGUAGUUUAGUUUUUUUCUAUUGUCUAGGGUUUGGGUGCUCAUGUACUAUAUAUACCCCAUUUGGGGCUAUCCAAUACAUCCAACAUUUCAGCCUCCAUUCCUAUCUUGUAACAUGGUAUCACAGCUCCAGGUUUC
Panicum virgatum (switchgrass) is the source of this 3731-nucleotide messenger RNA. Its product is annotated as glutamate receptor 2.2-like. The transcript is spliced from 5 exons. NCBI's taxonomy places the organism in Eukaryota, Viridiplantae, Streptophyta, Magnoliopsida, Poales, Poaceae. Bases 3062 to 3571 code for a protein of 169 amino acids. The record is from RefSeq and is a predicted model, not a curated record.